AUGGUCAAAACAACCACACGAGGAAUUUCUGAAUACGAUCUCAUCCAUUGUCCUCCCACGCACACCUUUCAUCCAACCACAAAGAAAGAACUUCGUCACUAUCAUACUUCUCUCGAAGAAUCUCAUUCUCCAAAAUAUCACUACGUGACACCUGGCAGUUUUGAGCAAAUUGAGGAACAUUCGAAUGCACCUCCGGAACAAAUUUCUAGAUUGAGAUUGGACAUGUUGAAGCAAGAAUUUGAGAAGGAUAGAGAGGAAGGAUUUCCAGGAUGGAAUUUAGAGGACACUUGGAUGAAUAAGAUUUAA
Molecule: messenger RNA, 306 nt
Organism: Naegleria lovaniensis
Lineage: Eukaryota; Heterolobosea; Eutetramitea; Acrasida; Naegleriidae
Exons: 1
Coding region: 1-306 (101 amino acids)
Source: RefSeq, a predicted model, not a curated record